UGUUGCUAACAUAAACGUCAUUCGUGAAACAAGCGACAUCCUAAAACAACACAGGCAAACGUUUUGUUUGCUUCGGUUCACAGCGCAUUAUUUUAUUAAAAUCGAAUCAUCCAGACAGUUUUAGGAAUAAAGCACCAUGUCAGGAUUGGAGUCGUACGUUAAUAAUACAGUAUCAAUAAUAACAGCGGAUGGCCGAAACUUUGUGGGCACGCUAAAGGGAUUUGACCAAACAAUUAAUAUCAUCCUAGACGAAUCGCACGAGAGGGUAUAUUCAAUGAAUGCUGGAAUUGAGCAAGUUGUACUUGGAUUGCAUAUCAUCCGCGGGGACAAUGUGGCUGUGAUUGGUCAAUUAGACGAAAGUAUAGAUAGUAAACUGGAUUUUUCUACAAUUCGCGGAAUGCCGUUGGAACCAGUAGUUCAUUGAUAUAUUUUUAUUUUAAUAAUGGACGCACACGACCUCUAUUCAGCAUUGUGGAGAAAAAUAGUAAUCAGUAAACAGGAAAAACGAGUGUCAGUUGAUCUGAAAGCUUUUCGCACCGAAAGCGAAAUCAUCUCCUAUGUACGAC
Molecule: messenger RNA, 566 nt
Organism: Topomyia yanbarensis
Lineage: Eukaryota; Metazoa; Arthropoda; Insecta; Diptera; Culicidae
Product: U6 snRNA-associated Sm-like protein LSm8
Exons: 3
Coding region: 137-424 (95 amino acids)
Biological process (GO): mRNA splicing, via spliceosome
Cellular component (GO): U4/U6 x U5 tri-snRNP complex; U6 snRNP; precatalytic spliceosome
Molecular function (GO): RNA binding
Source: RefSeq, a predicted model, not a curated record